Molecule: messenger RNA, 948 nt
Organism: Theileria parva strain Muguga
Lineage: Eukaryota; Apicomplexa; Aconoidasida; Piroplasmida; Theileriidae
Exons: 1
Coding region: 1-948 (315 amino acids)
Source: RefSeq, a predicted model, not a curated record
AUGAUUUACUUAAAGAAUACUUUUCUAAUAUUUGUAGUAUUUGUUUAUUGUAUAAAGAUUGCAUCCUCGUUAACAUUGGAUCUAAAUAAUACUAGUAUGUCCGAAUUUCAUACAUUAAAAUUAUUGCAUCAAGGAAUAGCUAAGACAAUAGUACUCUCAACACCAGAUAGACAAAUAACAGAAGUUCGUCAAGGGAGAGAAUCAGUUUGGAUGGGUCAUCCAGGUGAAUCUAUUAAGUGUGUAACAUUUUAUAUUUCAUUUAAGUGGUCUUCUGAAGUACUUAUGACUAUAGAAAUUAAUAAUCCGAAUAAAACUGCUAUGUAUUAUCUUCGUAAACACCACCAUAAUUAUAAAUAUAUCAGUCUGCAAGAGUUUGAAUCAAGAUAUAGAGACAUGGUUAUUCUUUCCAAACAACUAGACCUGAUAAACGAACAGAAUAUCAGAGAAAAAGAAUUAGUCAGGAAAACUAAACAGAAACAACCAAAAAAACGCAAAGCCGAAACAGAUGAUACUGGGGAACCAGAAAAGAAGAUUAGAAGACAACCAAAUGAAACAACUGAACAACAACCAUUAGUACCUGAAACCAUUCAUUUUGAAAUUUCAGAUAGCGAGGAGGAACAUGAAAUAAAAUUAGAAAUAUCAGAUGAUGAACAACAUGAACCACCUGGUUUAUCACAUUUCAAAAAACCCACUCAGCCUUCUCAACCAUUAGUACCUGAAACCACUCAAGUGGAACUAGGAUCAGAUGAGGAUACGUUAACGACAAAUCUAAUAGGUGAACCAUUAUUUGAAGAAGGUGUUCAAAUGAUGUUAGAAACGGAACUUAAAGAUCUUGGAUUAUCAGAAAUUGAUGCAUUAUUUGAAGAACAAUCAGACUUUACUGAAACUCCAGCAGUACCAGAAAUUGUUCAAGUUGAAGUGGAAUCGGAUGACGAUGAAGAAUCUUAA